Molecule: messenger RNA, 2014 nt
Organism: Anguilla rostrata (American eel)
Lineage: Eukaryota; Metazoa; Chordata; Actinopteri; Anguilliformes; Anguillidae
Product: kelch-like protein 10
Exons: 5
Coding region: 24-1766 (580 amino acids)
Molecular function (GO): protein binding
Source: RefSeq, a predicted model, not a curated record
ACAGAGCGGGGGACCAGAACCAUAUGGACUACACCAUUCUCAACAAGCUGCGUCAGGAGGGCAAGCUGUGUGAUGUGGUCAUCAAUGUGAAGGGAACCAAGCUGAACGGCCACAAGAUUGUCCUGUGUGCCUGCAGUACCUACUUCCGUAUCCUGUUCACAGGGGACUGGACCAACUCGCAAAAGAGGGUGUACAGCAUCCCCGGGGUGCUGCCGGAGAUGAUGAAGAUCAUCGUGGAGUACGCCUACACGCACUCCGUGGUGGUUACCAAGGACAACGUGGAGCGCCUGCUGCCGGCGGCGGACCAGCUGUGCGUCCUGGGCGUCGUGCAGGCCUGCGCAGACUUCCUGGAGGCCCAGCUGUGCACGCACAACUGCAUCGGCAUCUGGAGGUUCACCAACAUAUACUUCUGCCCCGAGCUUCGGCGCACGGCGUACCGCUUCAUCCUGCAGAACUUCGAGGAGGUCGGGCAGACCUCCCCGGAGUUCCUGGAGCUCACGCUGCCCGAGCUCUGCGACAUCGUCGAGAAGGACGACCUCACCGUCAAGCAGGAGGACAGAGUGUUCGACGCCGUCCUGCGCUGGACGGCGCACCUGCCCACCAAACGCAAGCCUCACCUGUCUCUGCUCCUGUCCAAGGUUCGCAUGGUCCUGAUGAACACCAGGUACUUAAUGAACAACCUGAUGAGCAGUCCAGUGAUGAAGGACAUUGAGUGCACGCCCAUUAUACUGAACACCCUGAGGACCAUCACCGCCUCCAGCGACACCAGUCCCAACUCCCCCCACCCCCAGCACCGCCCGCGCCUGCCCCACGCGGUCCUGCUGGCCAUCGGGGGCUGGAGCGGGAACAGGCCCACCAGCGUGGUGGAGUCCUACGACACGCAGGCCAACUGCUGGGUGACGGUGGCGCAGACGGAGAGCCCCCGGGCCUACCACGGCACCGUCUACCUGGACGGCUUCGUCUACUGCGUGGGCGGCUACGACGCCGUGGAGUUCUUCAGCGCCGUGUGCAAGUUCGACCCCGUGGCGCGCGGCUGGCACAAGGUGGCGCCCAUGCACUCGCGCCGCUGCUACGUGAGCGUGACCGUCCUGCGCGGCUGCAUCUACGCCAUGGGCGGCUUCGACGGCUACACCCGCCUCCGCUCCGCCGAGCGCUACGAACCCGCCACCAACCAGUGGAGCCUGAUCCCGCCCAUGAACGAGCAGAGGAGCGACGCCAGCGCCGCCACGCUGGACGGGAAGGUGUACGUCUGCGGUGGCUUCAAUGGGGAGAACUGCCUGUGCACAGCAGAGUACUACAGCCCCGACACCAACCAGUGGACCCUGAUCACCCCGAUGAAGACUCGCCGCAGCGGGCUGGGGGCCGUGACCCUCGGGGGGGAGGUCUAUGCGGUGGGCGGUUUCGACGGGGUCAGCCGGCUCCGGAGCGUGGAGGCGUACGACCCGCCGGCCGACGCCUGGCGCCCGGCGCCCGACAUGCUGGACACGCGCAGCAACUUCGGCGUGGCGGUGCUGGACGAGCGGCUGUUCGUGGCGGGCGGCUUCAACGGCUUCAGCACCGCCCUCUACGCCGAGCGCUUCGACCCGGAGGCCCGGCGAUGGGCCAGCGUCCGGCACAUGGGCGCCGCCCGCAGCGCCCUCGCCUGCUGCGCCGUCGCCGACCUGCCCAACGUCGCCGAGUACGCCGCCCCCCGCCUCUCCCCGCCAGCCCUCCCCCUGAGCGUCACCGUUACCUCCCACUGCACUUCAGGUGCGCAAACACAUUAACUUUCUGCAAAGCGCUGUACGCAGCGCAUUCUCCCAUAGCCUACUGCACCCAUGCACACGAACACAUUAACCUUCUGCAAAACUUUAUACGCAGGUUCCCUGAAUUCUGCACAAAUGCAUUUAUAACUUUUUUUUAAAAAUGAUGAAUGUGUAAAGUAAUUAUUGUCCACUCGUGGUAAUUUAGUUUGAAUUAUCCCUUAUUUAAAAUUCAGUUUAGUGGAGAUUGUGCGGGCACUGGCUAUGAUGUA